Molecule: messenger RNA, 900 nt
Organism: Protopolystoma xenopodis
Lineage: Eukaryota; Metazoa; Platyhelminthes; Monogenea; Polystomatidea; Polystomatidae
Source: the annotation of a GenBank genome assembly
AUGGGAGUGGAAGGUGGCCGAGAAGAGUUCGCCACCGGCUGGCGGAUGGCAUACCAAUCCAUUUGUUUUUCUCUCUUUUUCCACUUUUCUCUUGCCCUCAACCGUCCCUCUGGCACACAAACGCAUCCGUCCAACACCAGCCUGCCCAACCCCUUCUCCCUAUCGCUUGCCCGGUCCGUCUAUGGAGUUGGGGAUAAAAAUAUUCCUCUUCAUGUCGAGAAAGUCGAGCCACUCCGCCCACCCCCGACACUGGUUGGCCCGACACCGACAGUUCAUUGUGGCCUGUGCCUGAGACUUGUCAUUCCAUACGGACAACGUCUCCUCGAUCUGGCCAAUUAUGCACAUAUGUCACUUCUGUAUUUAUUCGUCAUACCGCCUCGUUGGCAGGAGCAGGUUUCGCGAGUACAACACAAACUUUUCACAUUUCCACUCGAACGCAGACAACAAACACACACUCAAUACACUACUCUGCCGCACCCAGACUCUCAUGACUCGGCCCAAUCGAAAAAAGCACACACAAUUCACAUACACACACAUACACUAGAACAUGCUCACGGACAACCACAUACACAAAUGUACACAGACGAAGGUGAGGUUGACAUAUCACCGGUUGGUUUGCCCUCUUCUCGCUCCAUCACAUGUUCAGCUCACCUGUCCAAGGCAGCGUCCAUGUUGAGGUGGAAACCAAAGUUUAUCAAGCGGGACGUUGACGACCGUCUAGAAAAGGCCCAACACCGGCUUCCCACCUCGAGCAAUCCGCCUCAACCCCCCUCGACUCAAUCGGCCCCAGAGACCGUUGGCACCGCUGCCUUAUUAGCUCGAGACAGGCGGUGCUGCUGCUGGGGCGUCCGAGGCAAGUCGCUUUUACACCUCCGCGUUUGCCCACUCCAGGCAACGUAA